UUUUGAGUUGUCUCAGUUUGCUGAUAAUCAUCGUCAUCAAGGAGCAAUAAUCCAUCAUCACCAUAGAGCAGACCAGACCAUCGGCAACAACUACACGAAUCAUUCCAGCUUACACACGACGGAGCUAAGCUUCCACAGGAAACAACGAUUCCACCACUCCUUCUAUCAAAGCUUGACCGACUGCGCCGAUACAUGGCCAAUUUGUAUGUGCAAGCGGAGCCGCCGACGGAUCUGAAUAGGAAUACGGAGUGGUUCACGUACCCCGGCGUCUGGACCACCUACAUACUCAUCCUCUUCUUCGCUUGGCUUGUAGUUCUCUCUGUUUUCGGUUGUUCUCCUGGCAUGGCUUGGACCACCGUCAAUCUCUCUCAUGCUCUGUUGACAUACCACUUCUUCCACUGGAAAAAGGGAACACCUUUUGCUGAUGACCAGGGUAUCUACAACAGGUUGACCUGGUGGGAGCAAAUUGAUAGUGGCAAGCAGCUCACUCGCAACAGGAAGUUUAUUACUCUUGUCCCUGUGGUGCUGUAUUUAAUAGCAUCUCACACGACAGACUACCAGAACCCGAUGCUGUUGUUAAACACACUUGCCGUUUUCGUGCUAGUCGUUGCCAAGUUUCCACACAUGCACAAGGUCAGGAUAUUUGGAAUCAAUGCUGAAGAGUGAAGCUAUCUAUACACAUGCAUCUGUAAUUUUAACAUCUUGAAAGGGUGGGAACAGGAUAAAAUGGUAUAUUAAUUUUUUUUUUUCUAUAUUUUUUUUUGUGUCAGAUUCUUACUGGAGUUGGUAAAUCACUGAGGUGACAAGUGUUUUAGAGUUUGUUCCCAUUUCUUAUUUCCAUUUUUUAUGUUUGGAAGGAGAAGUUGAUGGUCACUUUUGGGUGCAAACUUAAACAGCUGUUUGACGAGUA
Molecule: messenger RNA, 910 nt
Organism: Cynara cardunculus var. scolymus (artichoke)
Lineage: Eukaryota; Viridiplantae; Streptophyta; Magnoliopsida; Asterales; Asteraceae
Product: ORM1-like protein 3
Exons: 3
Coding region: 193-666 (157 amino acids)
Biological process (GO): negative regulation of ceramide biosynthetic process; ceramide metabolic process; intracellular sphingolipid homeostasis
Cellular component (GO): endoplasmic reticulum membrane
Source: RefSeq, a predicted model, not a curated record